GGUUGACACCUUCGUCGGACUUUCCGCAUUGGACCCGCAAGAAGUGGAGCUCCGAUGCCAUGUCUUCGCUGGUGUCCUUGUCGGGUGAUGGCCAGCGCGCCCUGAAGCCCGAGGAGCUCUUCGAGGAUGCCAUCGCGCAGGCGCUGCGCGGUCAGAAGACGAGCGAACAGAGCAGGAAGGAGUUCGUGGACAAGCUGAAGGACAGGGUGUCGGAGGCCAUGAAGGACAACAACCCCAGCUUUGUGCGGCAGGUGCUCGACUGCCUCCGUGUGAACUGCUUCAAAGACAUGGAGGACAGCAACAACUCGGUGUACACCUGGAACGCGCGGAAGAGUGGGCUCAUGGCCAUUGGCGCUGUGGCCAUCGGUCUUGGCUCAAAAGUGGGGGACUUCUUGAAAGACAUCAUGGGCCUUCUGCUAGGCCCAGAUUCGAAGCAUCUUGGCCCCUUCCUCGCGGAGGCCUCCAGUGACACUGAGAGCCAUCGUGUCCGGUACCUCUCCUGCGAGGCCCUCUUCAACGUGGCGAAGAUCGCCCAGGAGGAGCUGCUGCCAUACCUGGCGCGCAUCUUCGACGGCCUCUCCCGGCUCUAUGCGGACGUGGUGGCGGACGUGCGCCACGCCGCGCAGGUCCUGGACCGGCUGCUGCGGGAGAUCGUCACCUCCCACCCGGAGAAGUUCGAGGUGGAUACCUUCGCGGAGGAGGUGUGCACCAGGAUGAAAUACAAGAACCCCAUGAUCCGCCAGCUCUGCCUGGGCUGGACCAACCUCAUCCUGCAGAUCGCCCAAGUGGAUUUGGUCGGAAGCAAUCCGAAAAUCAUCCAGGGCCUCUUCGAACACUUGGCUGACGACCACAGCCGGGACAGCCUCCAGAAUGCUCAAAACCUCCUGGAGCAGUGUAUCGAAAAGGUGAAAGCCAGCCCUCUGGCCACAAAGCGGCUGAUUGUCUUCAACACAGCGGCAGACCUCGCCAAGAACUGCCGGAAGGAGGACAGCAAGAUCCGCUUUCAAUCCAUGUGGUGGCUCCUGGAGUACGUGCACUUCACCCCGGGCUACGGGCCAACUACUUCCGUCAAGGACGAGGAGGUGAAGUUGUGGUGGCAGAAGUGGGCGGAGGCACUGCCGCAGCUCAUCGACGGGGUUUGCUGCUGUAUCGGCUGCGAGGAUGGCAAGGACAAAGCGACGGUGUCGAGCAUGGCAGUGGAUCUCAACGGCGCCCUACUGGAGCUUGCCAAUCUGCUGCACGAGUACCUGCGGGUGGACGAGCUGGUGGAGACGUUGAAGCAGCGCUUGGGGAAGCUGCGGGACGGCGAGGCCGCCAUGGUGGUGCACAUCGCCUGCCUACAGUGGAUUUGUCUCCUGCUGGUGCAUCGCCCACAGCAGAUGCUGCAGAGGAAAAUCGUCAAAGAGCUCUUCAUGCCGAUCUUCGAGUCCCUGAACCAUGCCAACGACGAGGUGGUGAUCGCCUCCCUGCGCGUCUUGGCGCAGCUCAUGGAGACCACGCCCUCCGACCAGCUGGGCAUCGAGGACUUGCUCGCCAAGGAGAGCGUGAGGCGAGCGGAUGGUGCCAAGGAGGAGCCGCAGAAGUCGCUGUUCACCUUCAUUGUUGAUAGGCUGCUCGAAGAGUUGGAGAAGCAACGGGACAUGUUGGAGACGCGGGGCCGGCUGAUGAUCCAUCAGCUUUGCGGGCAUCUGGACCCCAGGAGGCUCUUUGUCACCGUCGCCCGCGCCAUUCCGGCCCAGGAGAAGAACUUUGCGCAGAAGCUGGUCCAGACAUUUAACUGGAUCCUCCUGACUUCUGCGGAAACUCGCAGUCUGCGGGAGGAACUGCUGCAGGAGUCCGAGAGGCAUCCGCAGCUGGGACACGAGGGGGAGAAGCCGCUCUUCCUGGAGCUACUGGAGCCCUGGUUUCACAACCCGGCGAGCGCCCUUGCGCUGUGCCUCUGGUCCCAGCAGUACGAGCUGGCCAGCGAGCUCACGGGGCGCUGCGCCGCCUUUGAGCCCACCUUAGACUUCCUGCAGCAGCUGGACCAGCUGGUGCAGCUCAUAGAGUCACCCAUCUUCUCCAGGCUGAGGCUGCAGCUGCUGGAGCCAAAGAAGCACCCCAUGCUGCUGAAGUGCCUCCUAGGUGGGUUGAAAAUAGAAGAUGCUGUCCGAGAGGCCUGGCAAUGCUUUUGCCGCAGGCGGGCGCCUUCCAAGCCUUGCGGGAGCGGAUGCAUCUGGUGCAGAGCAGCCUGCUGCUGGAGGUCCGGUUCGACAGCGAGGCGCCUGCCACGGCCACCAAAAGUGACUGGCUGUCCUUCUCCUCGAAGGAGGGAAAGGAGGGGAAGGAGAAGAAGGAGAAGCAGGUGGACCUUGCAGGCCUUCUGCGCUCCUUCGACAAGAUAACGCAGCAGCGCAACGACGCGCGGUGUGGCCCGUCGCCUUGAAUGC
Messenger RNA from Effrenium voratum, 2429 nucleotides. NCBI's taxonomy places the organism in Eukaryota, Dinophyceae, Suessiales, Symbiodiniaceae. The record is from the annotation of a GenBank genome assembly.